GGCGCUCUCUCCUGCCGCCAUGUCAGUGUACCCUGUUCUUCCUUCCAGGCCUGUAUUGCCUCACAUCCAAACGAACUGCCAGAAAUGCAGCGCACAUCUUGAAUUUCUCAUGCCUACACCUCAGCCACGACCAGGAACCCUCUUACAGAUCCGGUGUUUUUCAUGUCAAACGAUACUAUCUCAUGCAUUCUAUCCGGCUCAAGUACCCUCGCAUGCAGCACUGAAUACCCCAUCAUCAACUAACAACUCUAAGCCUUCAUCCAGCCAGGCUUCUUUCGCAAGGAAAGGCAGGAAAAUUGGGACCCAAGAACGCCCUUUAGAAACGGGAUAUUACGACAUCUUGGGCGUCCCAGUCACUGCCACGACAGAUGAUAUAAAGAAAGCAUAUCGCCGUCUCGCUAUCAAGCAUCAUCCCGACAAGAACCCAGAUGAUCCUAAUGCCGAGGAGCGUUUCAAAGAAAUUGCUAUUGCCUAUCAAACCCUUUCUGACGAUCAAUUGCGGAAGAAGUACAACGAGUUUGGUCCUAAGGAGAGCGCUCCAGAGGGAGGCUAUGUAGAUCCAGAAGAGGUGUUCGGCGCUAUAUUUGGUGGUGAUCGCUUCGCCCCGAUUAUUGGUCAAAUCAGUCUGGCUAGAGAUAUGAAGACUGCGUUGCAGGAAGCAGAAGAAGCAGAGGGGAAUGAACCGAAGGACUCCAAAGGGAGGCCAAUAUUGAGCGAGGAAGAAAAGGCGAAGAAGGAAGAGAGAGACAGAAAGAAGGCUUCAGAGAAAGCAGCACAAAGAGCGGAACGGGUCCAGAAGCUGGUCGAAAACCUUGGGCGCAAGCUGGGCAUCUUCACGGAGUCCGCGACCGGUCCCAAUGACGCCGAUGUCACGCGAAGUUGGCGGACAAUAUGCCAACUUGAGGCCGAAGAGCUUAAGCGAGAAUCGUACGGCGUUGAACUUCUCCAAGCUAUUGGAUUUGUUUAUGCAUCCAAGGCAAAACAUCAUUUGGCUACCAAUCAGACCUUCCUUGGCGUCGGUGGUUGGCUUCACAACGUUCAAGGAAAAUACCAUGUAUUCAGCGAGACCGUGUCUACGCUUCGUUCAGCGAUAGAGCUCAAGACUGUCUUCGACCAGAUACAAGCCGCCGAGAAGGCGGGCAAUCUAAGCCCGGAAGAUAAGCGGAAGCUGGAGGAACAAGCUGCGGAGAAAGGGCUGCAGGCUCUGUUCAAGGGCACCAAACUUGAAAUUGAGUCAGUCCUACGGGAAACAUGUGAUCGCGUUCUGGAAGAUCCCAAUAUUACACGGGACAAGGCACAGAUGCGUGCCGUUGCGAUGCAGAUCCUCGGCGAGGUGUACAUGUCGGUCAAGAAGGAGAACGGGCAAGGUCAGCUGGAUGAGGGUGAGUACGUAAGGGUUGAUACGAAAAGCAGUCGAGCGAGAGAAGGACGAUGAGUCAUGUUGCAUUUUGUGUUUCAUGCAUACAAUCAUUGUAAUUCUAGUCAUAUCAGGCCCCAGGGUAUGUAGUAUACAGUAGCAUCUAGGUAUCGUAGAUUCAAUGCAUCUUGUUCCAACGC
Molecule: messenger RNA, 1557 nt
Organism: Desarmillaria tabescens
Lineage: Eukaryota; Fungi; Basidiomycota; Agaricomycetes; Agaricales; Physalacriaceae
Product: X-domain of DnaJ-containing-domain-containing protein
Exons: 6
Coding region: 20-1435 (471 amino acids)
Source: RefSeq, a predicted model, not a curated record